This is a messenger RNA of Portunus trituberculatus (swimming crab), 1902 nucleotides long. Its product is annotated as sodium- and chloride-dependent glycine transporter 2-like. NCBI's taxonomy places the organism in Eukaryota, Metazoa, Arthropoda, Malacostraca, Decapoda, Portunidae. Gene Ontology annotation, cellular component: membrane. Gene Ontology annotation, biological process: sodium ion transmembrane transport. The record is from RefSeq and is a predicted model, not a curated record.
GCCAAGCAGCCAAGAAAAGCGGUAUACCUUUUCCUGACGCUAUAGUGUUCCUGUCUUGUCUGCGAUGAAGAUUCCGGCGGUUAAGAAUUUGUUCAGGAGUUCUCCAGACAUGGGGAAGGAGAAGAGUAGAGCCGUCACAGCAUCCGUGGAGGCGCUAGAAGAAGAGGAAGAGGAGAGAGGCACAUGGGGCAACCAAUGCGAGUUUUUCCUCUCCUGCCUCGGGUACGCCGUGGGCUUCGGGAACGUCUGGAGGUUCCCAUACCUGGCCUACAAGAACGGUGGAGUUCACAAUGGUGGAAACAUUAACCACAGCACUGUUCGACCAGUUUGAGUUCCUGCGGGCCAAGAAGCCGUUAGUGGUGGGCCUGAUGUGCCUAGCAUUGUUCCUUUGUGGCCUUACGAUGUGUCUUGAGGGUGGCAUAUACAUGUUUGAACUCUUCAAUUGGUAUUCCGCAAGCAUUUCUGUCAUCAUCCUUGCUAUUACUGAAAUUGUACUUGUACAGUAUAUAUACGGAUUUAAGAACUUCAUGAGAAAUAUUAAAGAAGAAAUGGGUAUUUAUAUGCCCGCACCACUCUAUGUGUACUGGACAGCUACAUGGCUCUUCAUUACUCCCGUCGCUCUUGUUCUCAUUUUUUUCUUGUCGUGCUAUUACUUUGUGCCAGCUUAUUUUGGCAAGUACGUAUACCCGGCAAACAUCCAAGCGCUGGGCUGGUUUAUAUGCUUCUCCUCCGUGGUGUUCAUUCCUAUGGGCGCUCUUUACGUUCUUCUGAAAGGUGGCAAGGAAUAUAAGGACCUUAUUAGGUCCUCGCCAGACUUCUGCCCUGGACACGUUAGGAAACUGAGAGAAAAAGAAGCUGCUGCCACUAAAGGCCAACCUGAUGGCGUCUUCCGGUAUACCUAUGAUAAUGAAGGUUUUCAGGAACCCACUGCCAAGGUCUAUCCAAAGAUACCCAAGGAAACACCACCUCCGUACUCCAAUCACAUGUGAAGGGUGCAGUGCUCUGGUCCCUCCGACAUACUUUUUCUCACGGGGCUGCGGCAGCCAGCCUCUGAAGCAUCUUUCAUAAGCCUGUGUUAGAAUUUAGGACACAAUGUAACGUAUUUUUUAAUCAGUACUUUUCGUUAUGCAUGUCUUCUAAUUCAAAUGCGUAUUUUAUCUGAGGCAUGCACAUUUUACCUGACUCAGACAUAACAGGGUAAAAAACAAUAUUAACACGAAUCUCGUAGUAUAUGACUUAUAUAUUUGUUGAAUACCCUUUCAUCACGAUACGAAGUAAACCACUUCAUUAAUUAGUGCUAAUUGUUUUCGUCACAAAACCUGUUUUCCACGUGAUCGCAUGUCUAUGUUCAUGAAAGUUUCGAAGAGUGUAAGGUAUGAGCUACAGAUUAACUUAUGUGAAGAAGUCACUCAGGGAGUGGUCGAGUCUCUUCUGUGAGUCUCGUACUUAUCAAAGACGUUGGGAUCCGGUUACUGCUUGCCUUAUUGAAUAUGUAACCAGAUUUCCUGUUUCGUACUCUGAACACCACCUUCCGUUACUUAAGAAUAUGAAGGAUUGAGUUCCUUCGGUUUGAGAAAUGACAAUUUCUGAAAUAAUUCUUCAUCAAAAGCCUGUAAGGGAUAACUGAAUAAAAUAAUUGAAGGGAUAGUUGAAUGUAGAGUGUUUUCGACACUCAGAAAUGUUUUAUCAAAAAGAUCAUGACUCGACAUCUUUAGCAUGGAAUAUCAAACUGGAAAAAAAACAAUUAUUGUUACAGCUGAUACUCCCUGCAUUCUGGUCUUUUGUAUGAACACACCGUGUAGCAGAUUUGAAAUGUAUAACAAACACACAUUCAGGAUUAUUUCGCUUUUUAUCACUCUCUCGCCUCGUGAUGUGAGUGUGGUUUUUUUUUUUUAUAUAUAU